CAGCCUGGAGAAAGGAAAGCGCAAGUAGCCGCCACCGCCACCAGCGCCGCCAUGCCAGAGCCGAGAGGACCCGGGCCGCCGCCCCGCCGCGCCUCCUGCUCGCCACUGGCUCCCUGUCCUCGGAGAGCGCCCCAGGGCAAGCCCCACGCUGGCCAGCAGGGAAGAAGCAUCCUCUGGAGUGUAAGAAGCUAUCAUGCAAGAAUAAAAGAGCUCUCCUUAACUACGUGUCGUGUCUCUCUGCGGGCGGAGUGAACGCGAUACCUAAGAUACCAGUCCUGCUGCCAUUGAGAAACACGGUCCUAACUGGCCCUGGGAGGGUUUAUGCCGAUGGCCUGUUUUGCAUGAUACUGCAUCCACCCCCCACACCGCACCCCGAAUUCGUCGAAUUCACGUGAAUACAAGCAAGUGCAUACUCACUCACACCAGUUAGUUCGAGCCAUCAUUUCAGCAUGACAGCGAGGAAGAAGGCGGCUCGGGUGAUUGUUCCUCACUCUGUAAGUGAGGAGUCAUUGGUAUUAUCUUUUGAUGCCUAUUUAGAAGAUGAAGUACCUGAUAAAAUCCAAGAAAACUACAGAAUAAGACGCUAUAAAAUCUAUUUCUACCUUGAAGAUGACACAAUUCAAGUAAACGAACCAGAGUUGAAAAAUAGUGGAAUGCCUCAAGGGACUUUCAUCCGGCGUCAUCGGAUUUCACUCCCUCCUCCUGAUGAAGAUCAGUUUUAUACUGUGCAUCACUUCAAUAUCAACACAGACAUCAUCUUCUAUGGCCGGACAUUCAAGAUUUAUGACUGUGAUACGUUCACAAAAAACUUUUUGAGGAAAAUGGGAGUCAAAUUAAACUCCCCAGGACAGUGUCCAGAAGAUCCUUACAUGAAGUUACGGAGAGAGACUCUAGACUGCAUGGACCCCUUACGUCCCUAUGAGUCCUCUGACACCCUGAAACAGUUCCUUGAAUACGAUAGGAAGGUGUUACGUUUUUUCUGCCUGUGGGACGACUCCGCCUCGCUGUUUGGGGACCGUAGGGAACUCAUUCUGCAUUACUUUCUGUCUGAUGAUACCAUUGAAGUCAAAGAAGUGAUACCACACAACUCGGGCCGGGAUGCUAUGUCAUUGUUCCUCCAGAGAAGAAAGCUCCCUAAGUACGGCCCACCUGGAGUCUAUCAGCCAGGCCAAAUAACAGAUCGAACAGUUCUUAAUGUGUACAGUGGCUUGGGAGAGAACCGAGUCAAAGGCUACCUGUUGGAUAAAUACAAGCUAGGAAAAGUAGAUCAAGAGUUUUACAAAGAUGAUGACCUGUUCAUAGGAGCCACCAUCAACGUGUGGGGAAGGAAAGUGCUGCUUUGUGACUGUGAUGAAUUCACGAAGACUUAUUAUAAGACAAAAUAUGGAAUUGAGAACUUCACCUCGAUUCUGUGCAAGGCUCCACCUCCUCCAAAAAUAGAAAGGAAAUUUCCACCUUAUACCGGCUUUGGUUCUGAAGAGGAUUCUCUACGCUCCUGCAUAGGCCUCAGGCCCACACCUCAUCAGAAGAACUUCAGGAAGUUUGUGGAAAAAGACAGCUAUGGCAACAUAAGCAAUAUACUCCGGUUUUUUGCAAAACUCUUCACACACAAAUGUGCAGAUGUGGACAGGUUGUUUGUUAUUUCGUACUUUCUCAGUGAUGACACGAUUUCAAUAUUUGAACCUAUUGAGAGUAAUUCAGGGAUUACUGGCGGGAAGUUCUUGAAAAGAACUCGUGUUAAGAAGCCUGGGCAAGAGGUCUUUAAAAGUGAACUAUCAGAAUAUAUCAAGGCGGAGGAACUGUAUAUCGGAGCCAAAGUGAACGUGAAUGGCUACCUGUUUCUUUUGCUCAAUGCUGACAAGUACACCUUAAACUUCAUGGAAGCGAACUCAGAUAAGUUUCCUAUGAGCAGCAUUGAACUUAUCUUACAAAAGCUGAAAGAAGAAGAAUCAAAAUCCAGAGAGCUCAAGCAGGUUCUUAGAGCUGCUGACUCUAAGCUCACGAAGAUGGUGGAUUACAAUACAUUCAGAGACAUAAUAAUGAGUCUGACUGUUGGGAAACUCACAGACCAUGAAGUUAUAACCCUUGCCCGUCACUACCAGGUGCCCGAGGACACGAAGCCUGAUAUGAAUGUCCUAAUUGCACGGGCCCAUGAACAGCUCAAGAAAAACGCUUUUGAGAAUUUUGAAAGACUCAAUGCUAUUUGUGUCUACCAAGACCGAGAAAAAAAAAAAGUAUUACCCAGCAAAUACAUCAGAAGGCUGUGCAAGUCCUCCAGGUUACCUUUGACCGAUGAUCUUCUGGCAUCCAUACUGUCUCAAUUUGAAGACAGUAAAGAACAAAUAAAUUAUGAGUCACUUUUCUGCACCCUGAACUGGAGAAUGAAUCCAGUGCCCGAAUUGGAAGCACCGUCAUACUUGAAAGAGAGAUGUGAAGAUGAGUGGCUCGGGAUGCCGUCACCUAUCCCCGCGAAAUACAUUAACUACGUACGUCUUUUAAAGGAUGUGUUCGGCUUAGAGGAGGAGUAGCCAUAUGCCAGUUUCGGGCAACUGCCUUUGAUUUCCUGCUCUCAUUUCACUAAGUUUAUUUCAGUAGAUAUAAUUUCAUUUAAAAAAAAAAAAACAAGGUUCAUAUUGAAUUGAAAUCCAUAGGCCACAGUUAAUUCCCUUUUGUCAUUUUAGUUUUUCAGAACAUCGUGUUACACUACUGAUGUGCCAGUGUUAUUAAAAAUGCCAUUUAAAGAAACGUCAAACAUUUUUAUUACAUGUCUGAUUUAUUAAUACCAAAGAAUCUGACGGUAAUUUUCUAUCCAACAUAAUUUGAUUCAUUGCAACACAAAAAGAAAAUUACUUUUGACAGCUAUACAUGACAAUAUAAAAUCAAAUUAUAUCUGAGCAAUAAGUUGUGAUUCUAUUAAACAUUUUUUGAAAUCUUUUUGACACAUGUUUAUUACUUAUAUAAUUAAAUUUUGUUAGCAACCCACCUUAUCAAAAUAA
Messenger RNA from Neogale vison (American mink), 2996 nucleotides. RefSeq names its product EF-hand domain containing 2 (gene EFHC2). Gene Ontology annotation, cellular component: microtubule. Bases 450 to 2528 code for a protein of 692 amino acids. Gene Ontology annotation, biological process: regulation of neuron projection development. The transcript has 14 exons. NCBI's taxonomy places the organism in Eukaryota, Metazoa, Chordata, Mammalia, Carnivora, Mustelidae. The record is from RefSeq and is a predicted model, not a curated record.